Molecule: messenger RNA, 2835 nt
Organism: Glossina fuscipes
Lineage: Eukaryota; Metazoa; Arthropoda; Insecta; Diptera; Glossinidae
Product: nucleolar protein 14 homolog
Exons: 4
Coding region: 231-2816 (861 amino acids)
Biological process (GO): maturation of SSU-rRNA
Cellular component (GO): Noc4p-Nop14p complex; nucleolus; small-subunit processome
Source: RefSeq, a predicted model, not a curated record
UUUUUUAAUUUGUUGCUCAUAAGUGUGGAAAAUAAGAAUUGUUUGGAAGAAUUGUUUUAAAUUAAUUUAAUUAUCGGGACGUAUAAGCAACAAUUUUUCAAUGGUUUAGUCCACUCGAUCUCAACAUCUAAAGGAAAAGAAAAAAAAAAGAAGUUCAAAGAAUUGAGGCUACCCCCUUAUGAAUAAAUCCAGAAAAAAGUAAAUAAAUAUUCGAAGACCAAAGUAAAGAAAUGGUUAAGAAAAAUAAAAAAUCGUUAUCAGAUGCAGUUUAUGCAAAAAAGUCAUUAAAUAAAAAUGACAAUCCUUUUGCUACAGCAAGGGCAGCCACCGCCAAACAUUUGAAUCCUUUUGAAGUGCAUAUAAAUAAAGAGAAAUUUCAAAUACUGGGGCGUGUUUGUAAACAUGAUAAAGGCUUGCCCGGAAUCUCCCGUGCGAAAGCGGCAAAAAAGCGCAAAGAAACUUUAGGUCAGGAAUUUAUGGAGAAACAUAAAACUAACCACUUUAAAGAUCGACGUAUAGGCAAGCAUCUUAGUGAAGCACAAUUAAAUGAGGAAAUCAUAAAUGCUCGCUUUACCGCUGAUAGAAUGGAAAAAAUAAAGCAGAGUAAACAUUCACGUUUCAAUUUAAAUGAUGAUGAGAUUUUAACACAUCGCGGUCAAACACUAGCAGAUAUUGAACAAUUUCGUGAUGACCGGUCCGAAGAGGACGAUGAAGAAAACGAAAGACUAGAUGCUGAAUUUACGGAAGCAGCCCAUUUUGGUGGUGGGUCCGAGACAGGGAAAGAUCGCAAGACAGCUAUUGAUGAAAUGAUUGUGGAACAAAAGAAACGUAAAAUGGAAAUAGCUAAGGAAAAGGACGAAAUAUUUAACAUGACUGAAAAAUUAGAUGCAAACUAUAAAAGUCUCGUUUCUCUCAUGAGCAAAACAAGUAAGAGCGAAUUUAAAGAAAAACCUACGCCGGAUGAUUAUGAUAAAUUAAUGCGCGAAAUGAUAUUUGAGCCACGUGGGGUGGUAAGCGAUCGUUUGCAGUCUGAACUGGAAUUAGCAAAACAAGAGAAAGAGCGUCUGGAACGACUAGAACAAGAACGUUUAAAAAGGAUGAAAGCCGAUGGUGAAGAGGAGAACGAAACUAGUUUGAAAAAGCCCAAACAUCGUUCAGCGGAUGAUUUAGACGACGGUUACUUUGCCAAUGGUGAUGAAGAUGAAGCUAGCAUUUUGGCCUAUAACUUGAAAGGAGGGCUCGAGACAAAGAUGAAUGGUGAAACAAACGGGUACUUGGAAAAGCAAAAUCAAAGCAAAAACCAAGAAGAAUGUGACAGCGAUGAAGAUGAAGAGGAUGGUGAAGAGGCAGCGUCAGAAUACGAUGAAAAUGAUGAUGAUUUAAGUGACUUAAAAGCCAGUGAAUCGGAGGAUGAAGAAGAAACAACGCCAUCCCAAAAAGAUAACGGAGUGGAUUGUAUAAACAGAGAAGCACUUACGAAACCGCAAUCUGUACAAAAGACGACAGCGGACUUGCCAUACCUCAUAGAAAUGCCAUCCAAUUUUGAAGAGUUCAACAAUUUAUUGUUACCUUACAAACUUUCCGACCAAAACAUUAUAAUUGAACGUUUAAUUAAAUGCAACCAUCCGGAAUUAGAAAUUGGUAAAGGCGAAGCUGUUGCCAAACUAUUUUCUCACAUAUUAAAAUUGUUAAAUGAGAAAUUUGUUGACGCCAAUUUGGAAGAUGUACGACAGAACUUUCAACUUUUAUCCAUAAUGGUGCCCCAUUUGUAUGAAAUAAUGUAUUUGAAUCCGGAACGCAUGUCGCAAACAUUAUUAGGAAUGAUUAAAGGAAAGUACACUGAAUAUAAAAAAAAUCCUAAGCAAUAUCCCUCGUUAGAAGUUUUGAUCUUCUUAAAGUUGGUCUCGAAUUUAUGUUCGACUUCAGAUUUUAGACAUCCCGUUGUCACUCCCUGUUACAUAUUUAUACAGCAUAUAUUGUCGAAAGCAAGAAUACGCUCGCGCCAAGAUAUAGCGAUGGGUUUAUUUUUAGUUACGUUGUCUUUGGAAUACGCUCAGUUGUCUAAACGGUUCUUGCCAGCUGCGUUCAACUACCUCCUUGGUGUGAUCUAUUUAAGCAUACCAAAAAGACCAGUGGAGACUUUAAAAAUUUUGCCACCCUUUCAAAGUCACGGCAUCUUCAACAGGUUAUUAGCCAUACCAGAGGAAAGCGACGUUUUCAAGAAUAUACCUGAGCAGCUAAUGACAAGCGAAGAUUUAGUAACUCAAACGAUAAAUGAUGAUUUUAAACUCCGCGCACUAAAUCAUUGUCUUAAAUUAAUACAAAAUGCUGUUGAAACUGUUAAAGAAAAUGUGGGCGCAAACUAUUUAGCUAUGCCAUUAUUGGAAAUGUUAGAACGUUUGCCUUUGUCCUCUUACCCGGAUUAUAUUAAGACGAAUUAUGAGAAAACUAAAAUAGGUUUAGAAACGUUAGCCAACAAGAGCUUGAAAAAAUUGGUGCCUCCGGAGAAGAAACCUAAGGCUUUGCGUUUAUUAGAACCGCGGAUCGAACAGAUAUACGAUGAUAAACGGCGUCCCAAGCUGUCGAAGCAUAAAGAGGAAAGAGUUAAACUUUUGCACAAAGUUAAGAGAGAAACCAAAAGUGCCGUGCGCGAGCUACGACGUGACACUCAGUUCUUGCAAAAAAUGCGUUUGCAACAACAACUACAAAGUGAUGCUGAACGUCGCGAAAAAGUUAAACGUAUUUUUGCAGAGGCCUCCUUGCAGCAAGGCGAGCUCAAUGCUUUGGACAGAGCCAAAAAAAAGAAGAAAUUCUAAUGCUUUGCCUGCGUUCGUU